Molecule: messenger RNA, 5293 nt
Organism: Propithecus coquereli (Coquerel's sifaka)
Lineage: Eukaryota; Metazoa; Chordata; Mammalia; Primates; Indriidae
Gene: COL5A3
Product: collagen, type V, alpha 3
Exons: 64
Coding region: 1-5073 (1690 amino acids)
Molecular function (GO): extracellular matrix structural constituent
Source: RefSeq, a predicted model, not a curated record
AUGGGGAGCCGCCGCCGGGGCCUGGGCCAGCCGCGGGCCGGCCUCUGCCUGCUCCUGGCCGCGCUGCAACUUCUGCCUGGGACGCAGGCCGAGCUCGUGGAUGUGCUGAAGGUCCUGGGCGUGCGGGGGGGCCAGGCUGGGGUCCCCGAGGGGCCUGGCUUCUGUCCCCAGAGGGCUCCAGAGGGCGAUCGGGCGUUCAGGGUGGGCAAGGCCAGCGUUCUCAGCAUCCCCACGUGGGAGCUCUUUCCAGACGGGCACUUUCCUGAGAACUUCUCUGUGCUGAUCACUCUUCGGGGCCAACCGGCCAAUCAUUCUGUCCUGCUCUCCGUUUACGAUGACAAGGGUGCCAGGCAGCUGGGCCUGGCACUGGGGCCAGCUCUGAGCCUCCUAGGUGGCUCCUUUACUCCCCUCCCCCAGCAGGUCAACCUCACAGAUGGCAGGUGGCACCGUGUGGCAGUCAGCAUAGACGGCGGGAUGGUGACUCUGGUGGCUGACUGUGACCCUCAGCCCCCUGUGUUGGGCCAGAGGCCACGAUUCAUCAGCACAGCUGGACUUACUGUACUGGGGACCCAGGAUCUUGAAGAGCAGACAUUCGAGGGAGACAUUCAGGAGCUGCUGCUAAGCCCAGAUCCUGGGGCUGCCUUCCACGCCUGCGAGCGGUACCUCCCCGGCUGUGACAACCCGGACCCUGCAGCCACAGGGGCCCCCCAGGGUGAGCAAGAAACCCCUCCGCCUCGGCGCAAGGGAAAAGGAAAAGGGAAGAAAAAAGGACGAGGUCGCAAGGGCAAGGGCAAGGGCAGGAAGAAGAACAAGGGAACUUUGACCCCAAGCCCACCUCCUGGCUCCCUGGAGAACCAGACCUCCACUGACACCCCAAAGACAGAGACACCAGCUCCAAAUCUGCAUCUGACCCCCACGCCUUUGGUCAUCACCUCCACUGUGACUGCUGGCCACAACGUCACCAUCCUAGAGGAAGACCUGGACCCGGACAAUGGAACCGAGCUGGGGACCCCAGAGACCGAAGCAGCCAGGGAGGAUGAAGAAGGAGGUGACUCCACCAUGGGCCCCGAUUUCCGGGCUGCAGAACAGCCAUCUCGGACUCACUUCCAGAUCUUUCCUGGCGCUGGAGAGAAGGGAGCGAAGGGAGAACCCGCGGUGAUUGAACAGGGACAGCAGUUCGAGGGACCUCCAGGAGCUGCAGGACCGCGAGGGGUGGUCGGCCCCUCAGGCCCUCCUGGCCCCCCAGGUUUCCCUGGGGACCCUGGACCACGGGGCCCUGCUGGCCUCCCAGGAAUCCCUGGCAUUGACGGGGUCCGGGGCCCACCAGGCACUGUGAUCAUGAUGCCGUUCCAGUUUGCAAGCAGCUCCCACAAAGGACCCCCAGUGUCCUUCCAGCAGGCCCAGGCACAGGCGGUACUGCAGCAAGCUCAGCUGUCCAUGAAAGGACCCCCUGGCCCGGUGGGGCUCACUGGGCGCCCGGGCCCCGUGGGUCUCCCUGGGCAUCCAGGUCCGAAAGGAGAGGCGGGGGAGAUGGGGCCACAGGGUCCCCGAGGCCUGCAGGGACCUCAUGGGCCCCCUGGCCAAGUGGGCAAGAUGGGCGCAGAGGGACCUCCAGGGCCCACUGGCCAGGCUGGGGAGCCGGGCCCCCGAGGACUGAUUGGCCCCAGAGGCUCUCCUGGCCCCCCGGGACGCCCGGGUGUUGUCGGAAGUGACGGUGCUCCAGGCGCCAAAGGCAAUGUGGGUCCUCCAGGAGAACCAGGCCCUCCCGGACAGCAGGGAAACCACGGGUCCCAGGGACUCCCCGGCCCCCAGGGACCCAUUGGCACUCCUGGGGAGAAGGGUCCCCCUGGAAACGCAGGAAUUCCAGGCAUCCCAGGAGCCGAUGGCCCUCCGGGCCACCCAGGCCAUGAGGGCCCCACGGGAGAGAAAGGUGCCCAGGGUCCACCAGGGUCGGCAGGCCCUCCGGGCUAUCCUGGACCUCGGGGUGUGAAGGGCACCUCAGGCAACCGGGGCCUCCAGGGGGAGAAAGGCGAGAAGGGAGAGGAUGGCUUCCCUGGCUUCAAGGGUGAUGCGGGUCUCAAAGGCGAUCGGGGACAACCCGGACCCUCAGGUCCCCGGGGAGAGGAUGGCCCCGAGGGGCUGAAGGGGCAGGAGGGGCUGGUUGGCGAAGAGGGACCCCCAGGCUCAGCUGGGGAGAAGGGCAAGCUUGGAGUGCCGGGUCUCCCAGGUUACCCCGGACGUCCAGGACCGAAGGGAUCUAUUGGCUUUCCCGGGCCCCUCGGACCAAUAGGAGAGAAAGGGAAGCGGGGGAAGGCAGGACAGCCGGGGCUGGAAGGAGAGCGGGGGCCACCAGGCUCCCGUGGAGAGAGGGGACAACCGGGUGCCACAGGGCAACCAGGCCCCAAGGGUGACGUGGGCCAGGACGGGCCCUCUGGGGUCCCUGGAGAAAAGGGCCUCCCUGGUCUGCAAGGCCCUCCAGGAUUCCCUGGGCCAAAGGGCCCCCCUGGUCACCAGGGGAAAGACGGGCGACCGGGGCACCCUGGACAGAGAGGAGAAUUGGGCUUCCAAGGUCAGACAGGCCCACCCGGCCCAGCUGGCGUCCUAGGUCCUCAGGGAAAGACAGGAGAAGCGGGGCCUCUUGGGGAAAGGGGGCCCCCGGGCCCCCCUGGACCUCCUGGUGAACAAGGUCUUCCAGGCCUGGAAGGCAGAGAGGGGGCCAAGGGGGAGCUGGGCCCGCCAGGACCCGCCGGGAAGGAAGGGCCAGAUGGACCCAGGGGCUUCCCUGGCCCCCAGGGACUCCCCGGGGACACAGGUCCUACUGGUUUGAAGGGUGACAAGGGCCCUCCAGGGCCUGUUGGGGCCAACGGCUCCCCUGGCGAGCGGGGUCCUGUGGGCCCAGCAGGAGGCAUUGGGCUUCCUGGCCAGAGUGGCGGCCAAGGCCCUGUCGGCCCUGCAGGCGAGAAGGGGUCUCCGGGAGAUCGUGGUUCCCCCGGCCCUACUGGCAAAGAUGGGGUCCCAGGGCCCCUGGGUCCUCUGGGACCCUCUGGAGCUGCCGGGCCUUCUGGCGAGGAAGGUGACAAGGGGGAGGUUGGACCCCCCGGUCACAAGGGGAGCAAAGGCGACAAGGGAGAUGCGGGCCCGCCUGGACCGACAGGGAUACGGGGUCCUGUGGGACACCCAGGCCCCCCGGGGGCAGAUGGAGCUCAGGGACGCCGGGGACCCCCAGGCCUCUUUGGACAGAAAGGAGAUGAUGGAGUCAGAGGCUUCGUGGGGGUGAUCGGCCCCCCUGGCUUGCAGGGGCUGCCAGGCCCUCCCGGAGAGAAGGGUGAGGUUGGAGACGUCGGGUCCAUGGGUCCCCAUGGAGCUCCAGGUCCUCGGGGUCCCCAUGGCCCCAGUGGAUCAGAGGGCCCUCCAGGGCUGCCGGGAGGAGUCGGUCAGCCGGGCGCCGUGGGUGAGAAGGGUGAACCAGGGGAGCCCGGAGACCCAGGACCUCCAGGAACCCCAGGCAUCCUGGGGCCCAAGGGAGAAGUUGGUGAAAAGGGGGACACAGGCCCAUCUGGGGCUGCCGGACCCCCGGGCAAGAAAGGUCCCCCUGGCGAGGAUGGCGCCAAAGGGAACAUGGGCCCCACGGGACUCCCCGGAGACCUAGGGCCACCAGGGGACCCUGGAGUUUCGGGUAUAGAUGGCUCCCCUGGGGAGAAAGGAGACCCUGGUGAUGUUGGGGCACCGGGUCCACCUGGUGCUUCUGGGGAACCCGGCGCCCCUGGGCCCCCUGGCAAGAGGGGUCCUUCCGGCCGCGAGGGCCGGGAAGGCAGAGAAGGGGAGAAAGGUGCCAAGGGGGAGCCAGGUCCUGACGGGCCCCCAGGAAGGACGGGCCCAGUAGGGGCUCGAGGGCCCCCUGGACGUGUGGGGCCUGAGGGUCUUCCGGGGAUCCCGGGCCCUGUGGGUGAACCAGGCCUCCUGGGAGCCCCUGGGCAGAUGGGUCCUCCCGGCCCUCUGGGGCCCUCUGGCCUCCCAGGGCUGAAAGGAGAUGCCGGCCUCAAGGGGGAGAAGGGCCACAUCGGAUUAAUUGGUCUCAUCGGCCCCCCUGGGGAGGCCGGUGAGAAAGGGGAUCAGGGUUUGCCUGGCGUUCAGGGCCCCCCUGGCCCCAAGGGAGAACCUGGUCCCCCUGGUCCCAUUGGCUCUCUGGGCCACCCUGGGCCCCCAGGUGUGGCGGGUCCCCUGGGACCGAAAGGCUCAAAGGGCUCUCCGGGAUCCCUUGGUCCCCGUGGAGACACUGGCCCCCCAGGCCCCCCAGGCCCCCCGGGUCUCCCCGCAGAACCUCACGGGCUGCGCAGGCGCCGACGCUCCAUCCCAGUCGUGGAGGGCGGCCUGGAGGAGGUGCUGGCCUCGCUCAUGUCGCUGAGCUUGGAGCUGGACCAGACGCGGCGCCCUCCGGGCACAGCCGAGCGCCCCGGCCUGGUGUGCCACGAGUUGCACCGCAACCACCCGCACCUGCCCGAUGGGGAAUACUGGAUUGACCCCAACCAGGGCUGUGCGCGGGAUGCGCUCAGGGUUUUCUGCAACUUCACGGCAGGAGGAGAGACCUGCCUCUAUCCCGACAAGAAGUUCGAGAUCGUGAAACUUGCCUCCUGGUCUAAAGAGAAACCUGGCGGCUGGUAUAGCACAUUCCGGCGAGGGAAGAAGUUCUCCUACGUGGAUGCCGACGGGUCCCCGGUCAAUGUGGUACAACUGACCUUCCUGAAGUUGCUGAGCGCCACGGCCCGCCAGCGCUUCACCUACUCCUGCCAGAACUCAGCCGCCUGGCUGGAUGAAGCCGCGGGUGACCACGGCCGCUCCCUCCGCUUCCUGGGUACCAACGGGGAGGAGGUCUCCUUCAACCAGACAGCAGCGGCCACCAUCAGCGUCCCUCACGAUGGCUGCCGGCUCCGGAAGGGACAGGCGAAGACCCUCUUGGAAUUGAGCUCUUCUCGAGUGGGCUUUCUGCCCCUGUGGGACGUGGCGGCCAGUGACUUUGGCCAGAUGAACCAGAAGUUUGGGUUUGAACUGGGCCCCGUCUGCUUUAGCAGCUGAGAGUCUCCGGGGUGGGAGGGACAGUGAAGGAGCCCCCCAAGAAGGGGCACAUUUGGUGCUGAGGCUUCGAAGCCACCGUAUUUAUCAUUUCCUGUGACUCUGAAGACAGGGGAUGUGACUCUGCUCACCGAGGUCAAACAGUAUUAGUUCUCCCUUCUCGGGGGGCUGGGGGCUGGGCUCCCUUGGUCAAGGGGUCCCGCCUCCUCCCACUCCACUCCGA